AUGCCCAACCUCCCUUUGAGCAUCACAACUCACAUCCCUACCACUACCGUCAGCACGACAGCUCUAUCUCUCGCCCACACCAACCUNCCCCUCCCAAUCUUCAACCACAGCCUCCGUGUCUUCCUCCUCGCCAAACACCUCGUUUCCCAAGAAAACACACUUUCUCCAGACCCCGAUCUACUCUUCGUAGCUUGCAUCUUCCACGACAUGGGCGUCUGCGACAACCACAACUCUGGACCCUGCCGCUUCGAAGUCUCGGGCGCAGACGCAGCAACCUCCCACCUCCUCUCCCAUAACAUCUCAGAAGCUGCGAGUAAAGAAGUCUGGGUUGCUAUUGCACUGCACACGUCACCGCAAAUAGCAGAGAGGAUAUCGCCAUUGGCAAGGCUUGUGCGAGUGGCCGUGUUGAUGGACUUUGGGUCUCCGUUGCGAGAUGAGUUUAACGCUGGAAGCUAUUGUGAGGAGAUUGAACAGUGGCUGCCGAGAUUGGGGGUGGAAAAGUGUUUGGGGGAUGCGGUUGUGAGGCAGGCGGUACAGAGACCGGAGAAAGCUCCUGCUGUUAGUUGGCCUAAUGCUUUGCUCAAGGCUCACCUGAAGGAUCCAGACUUUGAUGGGGUGAAUCCCGAGUUCUUUGGAGAGGAAUUGCCGGAGAGAGGGCUGUGA
This is a messenger RNA of Aureobasidium vineae, 663 nucleotides long. The record is from the annotation of a GenBank genome assembly. Lineage: Eukaryota; Fungi; Ascomycota; Dothideomycetes; Dothideales; Saccotheciaceae.